AUCCUGGAGAGGUUGAAUAAAAUGUGCAGCAGUGGAGUUUGGAAGAAGCAGCAGAGGUUGUUGAAGAACAUGGGGGCUCAUAAAGUCAUGUUGGACCUGCUGCAGGUUUCCUACGACCAGCACGAUGUGAAGAUGCAGGAGAUCAUCCGCUACACUCAUCUGUUCCUCCAGAGGUUCUGUAUGGGGAACCAGGAGAACCAGACCCUGCUGCACAAGAACCUGGCCCUCUUUCUCAACCCGGGGCUGCUGGAGGCGGAGACGGUGCAGCACAUCUUCUGUAACAACUACCAGCUGUGCAGCGAGAUCUCUGAGAGCGUCCUGCACCACUUCAUCCACUGCCUGGCCACGCACGGGCGCCACGUCCAGUACCUCAACUUCCUGCACACCAUCAUCAAGGCUGAGGGCAAGUACGUCAAGAAGUGUCAGGACAUGAUCAUGACCGAG
Molecule: messenger RNA, 444 nt
Organism: Etheostoma cragini (Arkansas darter)
Lineage: Eukaryota; Metazoa; Chordata; Actinopteri; Perciformes; Percidae
Product: inositol 1,4,5-trisphosphate receptor type 3-like
Exons: 3
Biological process (GO): calcium ion transmembrane transport
Cellular component (GO): membrane
Molecular function (GO): calcium channel activity
Source: RefSeq, a predicted model, not a curated record